Molecule: messenger RNA, 17247 nt
Organism: Plasmodium vinckei vinckei
Lineage: Eukaryota; Apicomplexa; Aconoidasida; Haemosporida; Plasmodiidae
Product: SET domain protein, putative
Exons: 6
Coding region: 1-17247 (5748 amino acids)
Cellular component (GO): Set1C/COMPASS complex
Molecular function (GO): protein binding; histone H3K4 methyltransferase activity
Source: RefSeq, a predicted model, not a curated record
AUGAAUGAAAAUAUAAAAAAGGAAGGAAUGAAAAAGGUGGAAAAAUAUAAUGAAAAUCCUUACAACAGUGAAGCACAAGAAGAACGUAAUUUCAAUAAUAAUCACGAAAACAUAAAAAAAAAUAAUACUGAUGAUAUAAAAGACAAGAAAGAGAACAUUGUACAUAAACCAAUAAAUAACUUAAAUAAUGAUGCUACACCAUCAGAAUUAAUAAAUAGUGAAAAUGUGUAUACUAUUGAAAGCGAUCAAAAUAAUAAUCACAAGACAUAUUAUAGUAUAAAAAUGAAUAUACGUAAUUUUUUUAAUUUGAAUAACAAAAGUAAUGUAAAUGACGAUAAGGAAGUUAAUGAAAUUACAAAUAAAAAUGUAAAGCCUAUAUUACACGAUAAUGCAAAAAAUGAUAGCACGUUCGCUAUAUCUUUUGUAAAAAAUGGUAAUAGCUUUACUAAAAAUGUAAAUGAAACAGAGAAUGGGGGUAAAAAAAAAAGAAAGAAAAAAAGAAGAAAACCCCUAGACAGUUAUUCAGACGAUUAUACUAAUUUAAAAAAAAAGAAAAAAAGUAUUUUUUAUAAAAGCUUAUUUAAAAAAAAGUGUAAACCAUAUAUGAAUAACUUAAAAAAAAAUAGUUUAUAUAGUUUCCAUUCUUUACAAAAUGGAAAUUGCAAUAAAUUUUUGGGAAAUAACAAAUUGCAAAAUGUGCCCAUUGAUAAUUUCGAUAAAAAUGACAAUAAUUUUUUUAAUUUUAAUGAUAAUAAAACAAAAGAGAAUGCUUUUGAAUAUGAUAUAAACUGUGAAAGAAAUUUUUAUUCUGAUACUUGUAUAAUUUCUUUGUUAAAAAAGAAAAAAAAAAAAAAAAAAAUAUACAACAUAUUACAUUACAAUGAACAUUUUCGAGAAAAUCAAUACAAAACUAAAAAUAAAGAAUCACUAAAAAAAACAUCAAUAUUUUAUGGGUUAUUUUUUAAUAAAUAUAAAAACUGUAAAUUAAAUGAUAUUAAUAAAAAUAUUAAAGCGUUAUAUUAUGCUUACAAUAAAUGGAGCAAGACACACAAAUAUUUACAAUGUGAAAAUUAUAAUUUAACAUUAAGAAACAUUCAAAAAAGGCAAAGGCUUUAUUUUUAUCAUAAAGAAAACAUGCUUAGUAUGUUUAAUUGCUUUAUAAAGAAAAACUGUAAGAGUGUAAAAAGAAAUAAAACUUUGAAGAAAAGACGAUGUGGAAUUAGGAAAGAAGGUUUUAAAGAAAUGAAGAGCCUAAUAAGGGGCCGUAGUUACAAAUCGAAUAAAUCUGAAAAAACGGAAAAAAAUAAUAAAUCAAAUAAAAUGAAUAAUCCUAAUGCAUCAAAAGAAAGCAUUGAUAAUACAUCUAACAAUUUAGUAAAUGAUGACAUAAAAAUGAAAAGAAAGCCUGAUGAAGAAAAUAAAUCGAACGAAAUAAACGACAAUAUUAACAAUAAGGUAAAAAAUGAUAUACAGACAGAAGAAGCAAAUAAAGAAUUGAGAAUACCAGGGAAAUCAUUUGUAAAAUACAAUCAGCAUGUAUAUGAAAAAUACUACAAUGAUAUAUUUUUAAGGAUUGGUAAAAUAAUAACAAAUAAAAAAAAAAUAUAUUUUUUAACAUAUAAAAUUAUAAAAGAAUCUUAUUUUCGUAUAUUAAUAUUAAAUAAUGAAAAAUUAGAGAGAAAUAUUUUACAAGUCGUAGCUAUACAAGAUGUUACAUUGUCUGAUAAAAAUGUAAGAAUAUAUAGUGAUCCAUUUUAUAUAAGAAAUAAUGGAAAUCUUUAUGGUGUUAAAUUUUUAAAAUUUUUCGCGCUAAAAUACUUUAAAAAAAAAAAAAAUAUAGAGGAUAUCAUAUUUUCAGAUGCAGAAAUAGGUGAUAAAAAUGCAAAUAAAACAAACAUAGAAAAUGAAACCAAUAAUUCAAAAAUUGUUAAGUCAGAAAAAGAAAAAAAAGAUAAUGAAGAAACCAUUUUGAGUAAAAGUGGUACAGAUACAGAAGAUAAUAAUGCUAAUACCACCAAUUGUAAUAGUGAUGAAAAUGAGGAAAAGGAAAAUAAGACAUAUAUCAAUUUAAAUACAGCAAAAUCCUCUAAAGAUAAAAAUAACACUAAUGUUAACAAAUCCAAAGAGGUGAAGAAUCAGGAAAAAGACACACCUAAAUCUUCUAUCUCUAGCAAUAGUAACAAUAACACCCUUAAUUAUGAUUCUGAUGAUAAUGAAAAGGGGAAAAAAAAUCAAUCUUGUAAAAAUGAAAAGUGUGCAAAUAUGACAAAUAAAAAAGGAAGAAACACAAAUAGUAAAGUAAAAAAUGAAAAAGUCAGUAAUACAAAAAAUCAGGUGAAUAAUAAUGAUAAAAAUACCAAAAAAGCGAAUACCAAAAAUACAAAAAAUAAUAAUAAAGAUUCUAAAAUUAAAAAGAAUCCAAAUGAAAUAAACAAAAAUAUUAGUAAAAAUAAAACAUAUAAAAAAACAAAUAAUUCCAAAGCAAGAUAUACUAAAAGUAUAAGUAAAGAAGAUGAAGAAUGUAAAUACAGUGGUGUUAUAUAUAAUAAUAAAAGAAAAUAUUAUUUUAAUAUUACCAAGAUUAGUGAUAUAAUUAAUAUGGUAAAGGGAUCCGAGGAUAGAACAAAAUUUUAUUUAGAUACUUCUAGCAAUAAUAUGAAAAAAAAAUUAAAGUUGUUUAAAAAAGUAGAAAAAACAUUGUUUUUGGAAAAUUUAAAUAUUGACGGUGAAGAGAUAUUAUUUAGGCGCCCUAAAUUUUUUAACUGCAUAAUUGAAGAGGUCUUUGAAAAUUAUAAUAUAUUAUACGAAACAGAGAAUGGCAAUUUUAACAUGUUUGAAAAUAAAUACGAUCGCUUAAAAAAAAAUGUGGUAAGUAAACCCGAGAAUGAUUUAUCGAAUAAAUACAUUGAAUUAAAAGAUGAAGAAAGAGGUUUUAGGUACAUAGGUUAUCGUGUUAGUUUUGAACUAAAAACAGAUAACAAAAAAAAAAGUACCCUAAAAACCGGUAUUAUAAAAUAUUAUUCGCCAAAAUAUAAACAAUUCUUUAUACACCAUAUAGAAAAUAUAAAAUUUAAUUUAUCAGUUGAUUCUCCCAAAAGUAUAAACAGAGAUGUAAGUAAUACAAGAAAUUAUUCUAGAGCAUCAUCUUUUUCAUAUAAUACUAUCGCCAAGGAUAUAAAUCACAGUGAUUAUAAUACGGAAAAUAAUUUGAGCAAUGCAAACAUAACUGAUAUAAAUUAUGGUGACCCUCAAGGAUGUUUGAAUGUAAACGGAAACAAAACCGAUAUUCUAGAAAAAUAUAGUAGUGAGAAUAAAUCUCCAAAGUAUAAUAUUAAAAUGCAAGACGAAGUUGAGAAAAAAAAACCUGAUUUUAUUUUUUCAGAUGUUAAAGGGUGGUAUUCGCCACAUUUUUAUAAUAUAAAAGUAUUAAUGUCCUUAAAAGAAUAUAACAGGUUUGAUAUAUUAGAUAAAAAAAAAGAAACACAUGAUCUUAGCAUUUUAAAUAAUCUUGCUAAAUGUUUUUUAUGUAAAAAUAAUAUCCUUUUCAUUAAAGGGCAUGAUCAUUACACUAGCACUUUACCUACUACCAUAUAUGAUUUGAGUAGUGAAGCAGAAAAAAAAGAAAUCGAUGAAACUAAUACUAUAAAUCUGCAUUGGGGUGUAAAAUGUUAUAUGUGUUCUAAAACAUUUCAUGCAGAAUGCUUAGGAGAUGAAGUUAUAAUUGCAAAAAGUUAUGAUAAAAAUGUUUUAAUGAAAGAAUAUAAAAAAUAUAUUUAUAAAAAUAGCCUUAAAAAAGAUAAAAAAAGUACAAAAAAAAGUAAAAGAGCAAAAAGCCCUAAUAAAAAGGAGACUAAAAAAUCAACUAAGGGCAGUAUUAGCGAUAAUAAAAAUGGAAAAGUAAAAAUAGAAUAUUCUAGUAGCAAAAGUAAUACUAAUAGUAACUCGAUUCAGAGUAGUAGAAACCCAUCCUUUAAUUGCAUAAACGAUUUAUCAAAUGAAAUUGGAACCCAAUUAAAAAAAAAUAUAACUAGUAAAACACGGGAGAAUACCAAGAUUCUCAGAAGUAAUAGUAACAGUAAUAAUAAUAAUAGCGAGGAUAAUGAAAGUAGUCAAACAAAAAGUGUUGAUUUAAAUGAUGAGAAUUUAGAUGAUGAAUAUUCGGAUGCCGAAAAUAAUAAUCAUUUAGAAAAAUCGAAAACAAAAAAAUCUCGAAAAUAUUUAAAUUAUGUUCCGUCAGCCAAAUAUAGUGACAUAUAUUAUAAAAAAUAUAUAUGUAAAGAAUGCUAUCGAUGUAUAUAUUGUUGUGAAAGUAUAUAUAAUUAUAAACAGACGCCCAAUGUAGCUAAUUAUGUUAUCUGUAAGUCUUGUAAUAUGGUAGCUCAUGGAUCAUGCUGUUUUCCCAAUGUCCCAGAAAUUUAUUUAUUUAAUUGGAAAUGUGAUGAUUGCUUAAAAUGUAGCAAAUGCGACUAUUCAAAUUUAUGUUUUAUAAAUUAUAAUGAAUGGGAAUUACAUUUAGAUUGUUGUAUAAAUUGUUAUAAAGAAUACGAAAAGAAAAAUUUUUGUAUUAUAUGUAAUGAAAAAUAUAAAGUUGAUGAUAGUAAUAAGUGGGUCGAAUGCGAUGUUUGUAAAUUUUGGAUUCAUUUAAGUUGUGAUAAAGAUGAAGAUAGAAAUAUAGAAACAUUAGCAAUAAAACACAUUGAUUAUAAAUGCCCUACAUGCAGAUCAGGAUCAUUUAUUGAUAAAAUUGAGCGAAUAUUGUAUUUAUUUUUUUUAUUAGAUAAAUAUAAAAAUUUCACUUUUCAUGUACCAAUAAAUUUUUAUAUAUAUUGGAGAAUUGUCAAAAUACCAAUGAAUUUAUAUAUUAUGAAAGAAAAAUUAUGGGGGAAAAAAUAUAACACGAUAUCUGAUUUUUUAUAUGAUUUUAUCCUUAUAGUACACAACGCAAAAACUGUUCAUAUGCCCAAUACAUCUAUAUAUAAGAAUGCAUGUAAUUUUGAAAAGAAAGGAAAAGCUAUAAUUAAAAAUAUGUUUAAUAUGUCUAAUGAAGAACUGAAUAAAUAUAUUGAUGACUGUCUUGAAAAAUAUAAAAAAAUUAUAGCUGAUGAUAUUACUAAUAAUGAAUCAUCAAAUAAUGUAUCUAACACUAACAUUGACAAUAAUUUUUCGAUAGAAAAUAGUAAAUUAAAUAAUAAUAGUAAUUCUUACAAUUUUAAUAUGAAUUAUAUGCUUUCGAAAUAUAAUGAGAAUAUGGGCACCCGAAACAAUGCUACUAUUUCUGAUUAUACUUACAAGGAUAAAAAAAAUAACGAAUAUAACCUUAGUAAGGAGAAUAUUAAUUUAGUGAAUAUAAAUAAAGAUUCAUAUAUUCAUCAAGAAAAUUAUAAUGAUAUAGGGCAAUAUAGAAGUACUACUAUUAACAGUAAUGACAAUUUAGGUGUAGAAAAAUAUAGAGAAAAUACAAAAAACAGUGGUGAUCGAACACGAUAUUUUCAAGAGGGUUAUGAUAUAAAAAAUUCAGAAAAUAAUUAUAACAGAUUUGAAAGACAAAAUGGAACUGAUAAAUACAACUAUAGAAACAUGAGUGAUAAUUAUCAUUAUUCUGAAAGUAAUAUGCUUAUGAAUAAUUUUCAAACAUGUAAUGCUUAUGAGACAAAUAAAGAUAAUAUACAAUUAGAAAGAAAUAUUAUUUCCAAAUUUGAAACGUCACAGUUUGAUAAAUUGGAAAACAAAGAUGACACUUCUUAUAUUAAUAAUAAUUCUAAUCAAGCUAAUAUAAAUAAUAAUCCUUACAAAAAAAGAAAACGCGAAAUUAUUGAAAAAGAUAUUAUGAAUUAUGAUUUACAUGAACUUUUUAAUUUAAAAAAAAAUUCAUUUUUUUUCCAAUCAAACAAGGACAUGCUUAUUUCAGAUAAAAACGAUAUAAUACAAUACAGCAUAAUUAAUAUUAAUACUAACAGUAAAAUUUACUUUAAUACAUCAUACAAUAAAUAUGAUGAUUUUGACACUUGUAAAAUACUAAAGAUCCAUUUUUUGAAAAAAUAUUGUAAGACACUGGAAACUGGCAAUUGUGAAAAUUCAUGUUCAGAGGCCAUACUUACAGAUAAACCCCAAUUAGAAAAUACAACAGACGAAAUUAAUAAUAACGAUUAUCUAAAUAAGUCUGCGCCUAUUGUUGACGAUUUAGCUACUAAAACUGUAUCGAAUGAUGAUUCACAAAAUAGUGAGCAAGUUGCAUUUAACGAAGCAGUGGUAGGCGUAGAUAUAAAUAAAAAUAAAAUGACAAACGAUGAUAUUUUAUAUAAUCAUGAUAAAAAUAAACUAUUCAUAGACUCUGACAUUUUUAUGAUUGAUAUUAUGAAGGAAAAAAUAAAAAUUAAUGAUGUUACAAGGGAAAAGAAAAGAAUACUAAGCCCUAUAAAUGACACAUUAAAAUUUUUAAAAUGCAUUCAAAUUAUAUUUUUUGACACCUUUGAUACCGAUGAACGCGAUAAAAUUGUAUAUCCAUUGAAUGCAAGCAUUUAUCAAAGUUAUAAAAAAUCAAAACGUGAUAUGGCAUACAUUAAUGAUACAACAUAUUCUGGAAAGGAAUAUGAGGAAAUAGAUCAAAAUAAUAAAAAUGAUAAUUUAUUUGGUACAAAUAAAGAAAUAUCGAUAGAUCGUAUUAUAUCUUCUGUUUGUAAAUCUGAAAUAAUAAAAAGUUGUGAUAAUAAAUUUGAAAGAAAUAAAAAUUACACACAUGCAAAUAACGAACAAAGUAAUACUAUUAAAUAUAUCGAGGGCCAAGGUGAUAAUUUUCUAAAAAAUAAAGCUCAAAAUAUAAAGAAAAAAGUUGAAAAAAUAAAAAUUCUGAAAAACGAUAUAUUAAAAGAAUAUUGCUUUAUAUGUGGAUGCGUUGAAUAUAAAUAUCCGCUUUUAUAUUGUUCAUCAUGCGGCUGCUCAAUUCAUUAUUCGUGUGCAAAUGUAUCACAACCAUUUUUAUUUAAAUUAAAUUGCUAUUUUGAACAUAAAAAAGAUAUAAAUAACAUUUUUAAUGUUAUAAGUAGAAAUUUCAAGUGCUAUAAUUGCAUUAAGUGUGAUGGUUGUGGCGAUAAAUUUGAUGACGAAAUUAAAAGAAGCUUUUACUCAAAUACAAGAGAUAAAAAUUCACACAAUUUAAGUCAAUUUGAAAAGGGAGUAUACAAUCAUUUAUAUAAUUUACAGAUGGAAGUAUUUUCUACAAAAAUAAAAAAAAGCAGUAGUAAUAGUACCCAAAAUAUUAACAAUAAUACAAAAAAUAUUAUGAUAAAAAAUGAAAACAAUCUAGAGCAUGCUGAAACAGAUGCAAGCAUUAGUCUAGUAAAUGUAAAUAAUUACGAUGAUAAUAAUGCGUCGGUUGCAAAGUAUGCAGAUAAUUUUUUUGUAAAUUCAAGUGCAUGUGAAAAUACACCCCUUACAGAUGCUGUUUGCGUGUUUGAUAAGCAUAAUUUUGCAGACAAAAUUGAAAAGAAUGAAACGGAUAAUAAUGUAAUUCCUACUAAUGUUAAUAAAAACAAUAAAAAAAAUUAUGCCAUUAGUAAUAAUUUCGAGAAUAAUUGUGAUAAAAAUAUUUCUAUUAAUGAAAACUUAUAUACAAACAAUAUGAACAAUAAAAGUUGUGAAAUAUUGGAUACAGAAAAGUCAAUGGGGAACGAAAUAAAUAAUAGUUUAAGCAAAAAAGCCGAAAAAGAAAAAUUCGAUACUUCAAAAAAAGGUAUGAUAAAUAUACUAAAUAUACAUGAGCAAACAUCGAAAGUAAUAAAAUGUUUUUGUUGUGGUAAAUCAUCACAUAAUCAUUGUUUUUAUCGUAUGGACAAAGAUCCCAAUAAUAUAAACCCAAUAAUUCACAAAAAAAAUUAUAGAGGUUAUAUAAAAAAAUAUAAUAGAAAGGGUUCUAAUAAAAAAGUAGGUGAUAAUUACUACGGAAAUAAUGGAAUAAAUUAUAAAAAUUUUAAUAGUGAUAUCAGCCCAAUUAAAUGUUACGACAAUUCACCAUACGUAGAUAAUAAUAGCCCUAUAUAUUUUAUAAAAGAUGAAAGUAUAUCGAAAUACAAUUUGAAAAAUAAUGACAUACUAAUAAAUAAUAAUUUUGAACACGCUUAUAUUUUAAAAAAUAUGAACAAUACAAAUAAUAUAAUUUUAAAAAAUAUACAAGAACAUGGCAUAAACGCCCAUACUGCUGCUGGUAAUAUAUAUGGUAGAGGAUGUAAUAAUAAUAUAUAUGUAUACAUGAAUAAUCCAAGUUAUAUAAAUAGUAUAUAUCAUAAUAAUACACAUUGCAAUGCAAAUAACAUUUGUAAUGAUAAUAAUAUAAUUAUUAAAAAAGGUUAUGAACAAUUUAAUGAUAUAAAUAUUACCGAUCUUGCUUUAAGAAAAAACUAUAUACAAACACACGAUAUAUAUAGUUACCUUGUUCCUUCUAAUGAAGUAUUGUACGAUUCAUUUAAAAUUUGUUUAAACGAUGUUAAUCAUGGUGCAAUUGUUACUAUAAAUGAUAGAAUAUUUAACAAGGCGGUUUUAAAUAAAAUAUAUGAGGUUAUUGAUAAUAAUAAAAAUGUCUCGAUAAACGAUUUAUCACACUUAUUUAACGUAACUGAAUUCAAGCUAAACUUUGCUCUUUGUGAAAUUUUAAAUGGUUUAAUUGUUUAUCUCAAUAAUAAAUUGAAUGAAUAUAAUUUAUUAACGUAUUCAAACAAUAUAGAGGAAAAGGAAAAAAUGGAUGAUCAUACAAAUAAUAAGAACAAAAAUAUAAGCAUAUUCGAUAUCAAUUUUAUUUCUACUGAUCAAGACAAAAUUAAUGUUAAUGAAAAUAUUUUUAAAAUUAAAUCAUUGAUUUCAUACAUUUUUUCGAAUGAUGAAAGUAUUAAAAAAAUAUUUAACCAAAAUUUUAUGAUAAUGGGGGCUUCAAAUUAUGUUAGUAAUAAUACAUUUGGAAAAACUAGCAGCAAUAAUUUUAACCAAAAUAAUAACAAUAUAAAUAUCGAGGAAAGCAAUAAAUAUUCAUUGCCAAUAUAUAAUGGCACAUUUAUUAAAAAUUCACCAUGUUUAGUUGCAAAUGGAUCCAAUUCUGAACACCUUGAAUAUAUUUUAAAACAAAAAGGUAUUAAUUGGGUAGGCAAUGCUUCGAAUAUGAAUAAUACGAAUAAUAUGGAAAUGCUUAUUAAUAACAAUUUAAACAAUAUGGUAAUUAUUAGUAGUGGUAAUAACAUAAAUAAUGCGAAUGGUUUUGAUGAAGAAAAUAAACAGAACAUAGAUAAUUCAUAUAGCAGUAUAAACAGAAAUUGGAUUAACGAGACCGAUAAUGCUAACAAUAGUAUUUUACAAAAUAUGAUAAAUAAUAUAGGAGAGCAUAACCAAAUCAUGAGCCCCAAUAAUCCCAAUAAUGUAAAUAUGUUGAAUAAUAUGAUUACAAAUAAAGUUGAAAAUAUAGCUAUUAAUGAUACCAUAAGCAAUGCCCUAGAUGUUAAAAAUUCUAAACAUUUUGAUAGCAAAAUAUAUAGGCACAGUUCUCUCGACAUGAAUUUGGAUUCGCAUAAAAAUAGCUACUUUUUUUAUAAAUCCUCAAAUAAUAAUAUUAUCAGCAAUAAUAGAUGCAAUAGUAACAAUUAUGGCUCUUUAAAUUGUAAAACUGCUAGCAGUGUUAAUAUGCUCAAUACAUUCAAGACAAAUACCGAUAUUAAUAAUAAUUAUAUAAAUGAGGUAAGCAGCGAUUUGUAUGAUAAAAUCAAGAACAAAGAAAUUGACCCCAAUGAAAUUUUUAUUCAGAAUAAUAACCCACAUUUAAUAUUUGUCGAUAAUCCAUAUAAUAAACUCCAAGAUGUAAAAAAUUAUGAUAAUCUGGCCUUUCAAAAAAAUGCAUUAUCUAUAUAUGAUAUAAACAACAAAGAAAACAAAAUUGGCUAUAUAUGUAAUAAUAAUUUAAUCACCAAUGUUGCUUAUAAUUAUUCUAAUAAUGAUGGAUCAAAUAAAAAAGAGAAAGAUCAGAUAAAAAACCUUUUAAAAGAUAGUAUAGCUGGUUUUGAUCAAAUUACAAGUAGCAAUAAAAAUAUAAAAUUCGCAUACCUCAGUGAAAACACAUUACAAUUUGCAAAAUUAAAAAGAAGUUGUAGUAAUAUAUACAAUAUUGAUAGUAAUGGUUCAAAUUAUAAAUACAAUACUGCCAAUACUCUUGUCAAACAUAAUAUAAAUAUUAAUAAAAACAGCAGUGAUUGCGAAGAGAAGGAUAUAUAUAAAUAUCGAAAAAAUUUAUCUGAUAGCAUUUUAAGUAAUAGGGAAAAAACAAAUAUUAAUUUUGAUAAGUUUAACACUAUCAAUACACGUGCAUUUUUUGAUUUAACUUCAUUACAUGUUGAAAAUAAAUCAAAUGUGAAUCAAAAUUUGAAGCAUGCAAUACAAAAUAUCAAAAAUGGUAAUAAUAAUUACAUUUAUUACAGUAACAAUACUAAUAAAGGAACAUUAAAAAAAAAUUGUAAAAUAAUAGAAAUUAAACGCGAGGAAAACAUAAAUUCUGAGCAUUCUAAUGAAGUAGUUACCAAACAUCAAGAUGAUAUUGCCAAUAAUAAUUUGAAUGAAAAUUCAGAAAUGAAAACCCUCAAAAAACAAAAUAAUAAUGAAAAAAAUAUGAAUAACAAUGAGGAGAUGCCCAUAGAAAACACAAUUACACCAGUUAGCACCAAUGCAAAUGAAAAAGAGAAACACAUAUCAAGUAUAUCUGAAUGUGACAAAAUAACAGAUAGUUUAAAUAUAAAAAAGGGUAAAAAAAAAUCCGAAAAGGGGAACGAAAUUGUGGAAGAAAAGAAUGGAGCGAAGAAAGUAGAUAAUGAGAAUAAUGAUAAAAAUGAAGAGGGAGAAAAAGAAGGAAAGAUAGAAAAGGGGAAAAAAGGUGAACGAACUGUACGAGAGAAAAAAAAGAAACAAACAAAAAGAGGAAAAGGUGAAGAAAAAGAAAAAACUAAUGAUGAUAAUGAAGAAGGUGAAGAAAUACAAUCAAAAAAAAAUAAAACAACCAAAUCAAAAGGAACACGUAUUAAAGUAAAAAAAGAAGGAAAUAAUAAUAAAGGAAUUCCUAAUGAAAAUUCGAAUGAUUUAUCUGCACAUCAAACAGAUACUAAAUAUAUGAACACCAAUGCCAACAAUAUUGGAAAUUUUUAUAAUGCUAAUGAUACUCAUAAUAAUGAUGGCACAAUACAUUUACCAAAAAAGAGUAAAUCUAAUUCAAAAUCUGUUGAUAAAAAGUGUAAAUCGGAAAAAAAGAAUAAAAAUAAUGAUAAUCACAAUUUAUCUGAAAAUAAUGAUUUCUAUCUUUGCUCCGAUAUUGACGCAUCUGGAUAUUCUCCAUAUCGUAAAACCCAAUCAGCUUCUCCAGUUAAAAAAAUAAAAAUAAAUAAACUAAACAGAUUUUUAAAAAAAAAUUCGUUUAUAUUAAAAUCAAAGUUUAAGAGAGUUUGCCCUAAUUCUUAUUUAUGUCAAGAUUGUGUAAUACUAUAUAAAAGUGAAUUAUCUUUUGAUGCAUUCAACGAUGAAAUACAAAAUUUUGAAAAAAAUAUGCAUGGUUCUGAUGAAAUUGCUAAUCUAUGUGAUGAUAAAAAAAAUAUCAAAUUAUUAAUUGGUGAUAAUGUUAAUAACAAAUCACAAAAUAGCAAUGCAAAAAUGACGAAUGAUGUAAUGAUAGUAUGCAAUAAUGAGGAAAAAGAUAAGCUUAUCGAAAAUAUGAAUGAAAAUAAAUGUGGUAAUUUGUGUAAAAUGGAUAACAAUAAACAGCCUUGUCAAAACAGAUGCAUUAAUAAUAGCAAUAAUAAUUAUUUCACUUUAAAUAAUAGCAAUACAUUAGAAUGGGAUAAGGAAAAUACUUAUUGGUCAGCCAAAAUAUCAUCUUUUAAUAAUAUAUACUACAAUAUGAAUUAUUUCAAAUCAAAUAAAACAGGUCAUACAAUCAUACAUGAUCUCGAAAAAAACAAAGCAGAACUAUACAAAUGCUCAGUAUGUUGUAUUUUAUAUGAAUAUAAAGUUAGUGAACGUGUAAAAAUUCAAAAUGAACAAAUUAAUUCAAACCUAUUGUUUAUUUGCAAUGUGUGCAACCGAAAAUAUAAUUACAUUUUUAAAUAUAUGAAACAUUCUGGAAAUAAAAACCAAUUUAUAAUUAUGAAUGACGAACGAAAAAAAAAUAAUAAAAUAUAUCCCUCUAAUAAUUGUAUUAAUACUAUUAGUAUCAAUCGUAACAGUAAAUUGAGGAAUAUGCUGCACGAACUAGUGUAUUUUAUAAUUAAUAUGUGUUAUGAGCAUAUAUAUGAAAAGAAAAUAUUUUUAAAAAACAUUUUUAAUUUAUUAGAUAAAAUAUUCAAAGGAAAAAAUAUAAAGGUGCUUAGUUUGCUGCAUUUUUCUCAUACCUAUUUUGUAUAUGACGAGUUUUAUUUGUUUUUUCAAGAAAAGCUAAAAAAAUCCAUGUUCUUAAAAAGAAAAAAAAACACAUAUUUAAAAAAAAUAUUCUCUGCUUUAUCCAGAUCUUCUUUUGUUAAUAUUAUGGAAUGUGUGUUACAACAAUUUUAUAAUCAUAUUUACAAUGAAGUUGGUUACAUCCAAACUGGGCAGAAUAAGCAUUCCGAUUAUUUAUAUAUUCUACCAAAAAGAAUGAUAUUUUUAUAUUGCACACAAUCAAAUAAUAAAUUUGAGCAAGUUGUUAAUUAUUCAAUUUAUAUUUUAUACUUGUAUUAUGUUCGUGUAUGUUACUGCAAGAGAUUUUUAUUCAGAAAUAUUGAAAAUCGACUAAAUAUCAAAAGAACAAAUAAAAGGCAUAAAAAGAGUGAAACUAUUCAGACAAAAAAAAAAAAAAUAGGAAAAGGAAGUAAACAGUUUAAAGCAUCCCUUUUAAAAGGAGACAAAUCUGAUAGUUUUUACAAUUUAAUGUACAAUUUUAAUUAUAAGAUGGUUACUAAACCACCAAACAGUUUUAAUAAAAUUACAGAAAAUAUGAAUGACGAUAAAAGGGAUCCGAUUGGAGAAGAAAAUUGUGUUUCGACAUGUUCUUAUAAACCGAUUGAGGAUGUAAACAAUAGUAUAGAUAAUGUAGGAAAUAUUGAGAAAGAGAGUAAUAUUACUAACAACCAUAAUGAAAGAAAUAACAAAAUUGCCCAAAUGGUAGCAAAAUAUGAUGAAGAGUGUGAGCAAUUCAUUCAAAAUUAUUAUGAAAAAAUAAAAUCAAUGAUGAAAAAUAAAAUAAAUUUAUAUGUAAAAAUUAUGCUAAAUAAAUAUAUUAAAGAAGGUAUAAAUAUUUUAAAGGGCAGAAAAAUGAAAAAUGACACAAACAAUAGUAUUAUAAAUAAUAAUAAAGAAAAAAACAAUAAACUAUGUGAUAACAAAAUAUGUAUUUUUUGUAAUUAUGGAAAUUAUAUUUAUAAGGGACAGCUUAUUCCAUUUUACGAUAUUUAUAUGCAUAGUGAAUGUUUAAAAUGGAGUUUAAAUUGUACACAAUAUUAUAAUUGCAACAAAGACGGUGUAUAUGAAUAUAACAAAAAUUUAGCAGAUGCAAAAAAUAAUACCAAUGAUACAACUAUUAAUAAUAUUAGCACUACUAACAAUGCUACUAAUACUACUUCUAAUACUGGUAAUAAUAAAAAAAAUACUAAAAAGGAGCAAAUGAAAGAUAAAAAUAAUUCGAAAAACUCAACAAGCAAUAAAAAAACAAAAAAGAAACCAGCAUCCAAUUAUGUUGAUAAUUGCAAAAACGAUGCAGAAAAUUCAAAUAUAAAUAAAAAUAAUAAAAACACAAAUGUAUUAGUAAAGAGUGAAAAUACACCUUUUAUUAAAAACGAAAAUAUUUCUCAUGAUACUCAUUUCAAUUUAAUGAAUCGUGACGACACUAACUCAGCAAUCGAAACAAAUAAUGCAUUACACUGUGAACAGAAGGAUGAGGAAAAUGUUGAAACAAAUAUCAAGAAGCGAAUUAAAAAUAUAAAAUUAAUGGAACGUUUAGAAUAUAUUGAAAAUAAACAUUCUUUUAAUAAUUAUCAAAAUAUAAUAGAAGUAGAUGAAGAUGAUAUUAAAGAAAUAAUAUACGAUUCUGUUAAUUCGACUUGCUUCUUAUGUGGUUAUAAAAAUGCUAGCAUUUAUUGUAGUAAUGAGAAUUGUAGUGUAAAAUUUCAUUUAAAUUGUGCUUUUUAUUCAACUAUUAUUAAAAAUUACAAUGAUAGCAUGUUUUUUAACUAUAAAAAAUUGUUCAAUUUGAUUAGAUUUAAUAAUGAUACAAUUUUUUGCAAUCUAAAUAAUUCGCCACAUAAAAAAGAAGAAGAAAAUUAUAUAUUUGAAAAUAAUUAUAAUGAUAUUUUCCCAAUUCAUAUAAUAUUCAAAACAAAAAAAAUAUGGUGUAACCAUUGUUGGAAUGAUAAAUCUAUUUAUGAAUCAUUUUAUUUAAAAAAAGAAAAUGCUUCACAUUUUGCAUCUUCAAAUUGUAUGAAUGACCCAACGUGUUAUGAGCAAAAUCAAAUAAUAGCUGAUAGCACACCUUCUAAAAAUGUUGAGAUUAAUAAUUUUUGCAAUAUAAUAAAUACUAAUCUGAAUUAUACUCCAAACUUAGAAAGUACUGUUGAAAAAAAGGAAAUGAUUCAAGAAAAUUCUAUUACAUGUGUGAAACCAGAAAAUGAUAUGGAAAAUAAAAAACUUAUAUCAUAUACUAAUGAUAAAAAAGCUACUAGCACAGUGUUUCUCGAAAUGCUAAAACAACAUUUUAAUUCUCUUGUUGAGUUUUACUUCGAAAAUGGAUCAUACUACGUUAUGGAUACAAUUUUACACAGCAUAAAUGAAAAUAUAAAAAUUCGAUAUAAAUCGAAAUCAUUAAUGGUGUUACAAGAAAUUUUUAAUAAAAAUAGUAAAAUAGAAAAAAAAAUGAAAGAAUUAGAAAAUGUUAUAAAUAAAUAUGCAAACAAAAAAAAUGAUGAAAAUUAUAUUGAUGAUAAGUAUAAUCUUAUUAUUCAAGAAAGCACAAAAAAUAAUAGUAGCAAUCAUAACGAUAUAUCAAACGAGCGACAAGAGACAAAAAAUGCAAAAAAGAUAAAUCAAAACGAAGGAACAAUUAAUAAUACAAUUGUCGAUAUACAAAAAAUUAUUGAUAAUAGCAAUGUGAGCAAUAUUUUAAAGUCAUAUUUUAUACUUAAAAAUUUUUUCUGUAUAGGAAAUUUUACAACAUUAAAAAAUGAAAACUACUUUUUUUCAAAAAAAAAUGAAAAUUCCUUUGCUAAAUAUUUAAUAGGAAAUGAACAAACAUUAAAUCUGUACCUGUCAGAUGUGCUUACCACUAAUCAAAUAAAAAUAAGUUCAUUUGCCUGUAAAAAAAAAUCUAAUGAAAAUGAUAUGGCAAAUUGUUCCAUCAAUGAAGAUAAUAAAACGAACGAGAUUAAUUCCCCUCAAAAUUAUUGCAUAAAAUAUGUUGAAUAUGAUAAUGAAUCAGAUGACAAUACAUCAGCUAUUAUUGUUAAUUGCAAUAGCGAAACAGAAGAGCCAAAUCAAUAUAUAGAUGAUAUAGAUAAUAAUAUUGAAGAAAAUAUGAAAUAUAAAAAAAAAAGUAUAAAUAUUUAUUUUAAAAAUUUAACAGAUAUGAAAGAAAAAAGGAGGGUUAGCAUAACCAAAUUACAACAAGUUAGUAGCAAUUUUGUUAAGAAUAGAGAAAGUGUGGAUAUUAAUAAAAUUGUUGAAAGGAUAGAUGAGGGAAAAAACAAAAGCUAUGGAGGAAAAGAAAAAUUGAGUAUUUUUAAAAAAAGGGGAAAGACGCAAGAGUAUAUAAAUGAUAGAAAAUGGAGUAAUACCAGUAGUAAUGCUAGUAUUGCCAAUAUAAUGGUAAAGAAAGAGUGCUUUUUAAACUUGGUUACAAAUAAUAAUGAUAUAUACAUUAAACAAAUAAACGAUAAAUACUUUUUAAAUUAUAAAUAUAAUACUGCUACUAAUAAUUAUAAUAAUUUACCUUUUAAUCACUCAAAAUGUAAUGUUAUUAAAAUUGGGUGUCACAAUAUAUUAAACAUUGGAGAAAUAGUAAAAUACGAAGGAGAAGAAAUAAUAUACCCAUGUGGGUUUUUAAAUAUGAGAAUAUUUUUUAAUUUACCAUCAUCAGUUUUAUUUCACAUAUAUAAGAAUGCUAAUAUUAAUGAUUUAUGUUUAAAAAAUAGUGUAUUAGAAAAAAUAUGUUUACAACUACGAGCUACUUAUAUAUUUUCAAUUACCCUCAAAAAUAAUAAUUUAUUCUUCUCAAUUAUUUUAUUCCCGUUAAUAAAUAUAAACUAUUUUAGUGAAGUCGAUGCAAAAAAAUUUGUCUUAGCUGAAAGCCACAAUAUUAAUGAAUUAUACAACCAAUUUCUUUCCUACUUUAAUUACCAAAACGAAAUAUAUAUUACUGAGCAAUAUAAAAAAUUUACAGAGAAAUAUUCGAAAUUAUAUGAAUAUAUGGCUAAAUUUAUUUUUAAAUCUGCCGAGCACAACAAAUCAAUUGAUGCCCAUAGCUUCUUUGGAUUAACAUUACCAUGCGUUAUAUAUCAUAUUAAAUAUAAGUUGUUUAAAUUUAUAUGGGCUAAUUUAAGCAGUAAAAUUAGCACACAUGCCAAACGAGAAUGCGAACGCGAUGAGAUAAAAAAAAAAGUAAAAAAUUGCAAGAGGGAAGUCAAAUAUAAUGACAAUAUUCUAUGUAAAUAUUCCAAUCUUGAAACGUCAAUUUUUAAGGACAGCGAAAAAGAAAUGGAAAAAAAUACAAGAAAAAUAACAAAAUAUAAAUAUAACAUAAACAGUGCAAUGUCCUACAGAUAUUUAAUGAACAUAUCAUCAAACUCAAGAUUGUAUGUAAAGAAAAGUAGCAUACAUGGAUACGGAUUAUAUACACGUGAAUUCAUUAAUGAAGGAGAGCCCGUUAUUGAAUAUAUUGGUGAAUAUAUAAGAAAUAUAAUAAGUGACAAAAGGGAAAAGUAUUACGAAAAAAUUGAAAGUAGUUGCUAUAUGUUUAGACUUAAUGAAAAUAUAAUUAUCGAUGCGACCAAAUGGGGAAAUGUUAGCCGAUUUAUUAACCACAGCUGCGAGCCUAAUUGUUUUUGUAAAAUAGUUAGCUGUGAUCAAAACUUAAAGCACAUUGUUAUCUUUGCAAAAAAAGAUAUCUUAGCACAUGAGGAAAUAACAUAUGACUACCAAUUUGGUGUCGAAUCCGAAGGAGAAAAACUAAUUUGUUUAUGUGGAUCGAGCACGUGCCUAGGAAGAAUGAACUAA